AUGGCCAACACCACCGGAGAGCCUGAAGAGGUGAGCGGCACACUGUCCCUGCCAUCAGCAUCGGCUUACGUGAAGCUGGUGCUGCUGGGACUGAUCAUGUGUGUAAGCCUGGCAGGCAAUGCCAUCUUGUCCCUGCUGGUGCUCAAGGAGCGUGCCUUGCACAAGGCUCCUUACUACUUUCUGCUGGACCUGUGCCUAGCUGAUGGCAUACGCUCUGCCAUCUGCUUCCCCUUUGUACUGGCUUCUGUGCGCCAUGGCUCCUCAUGGACCUUCAGUGCACUCAGUUGUAAGAUUGUGGCCUUCAUGGCUGUGCUCUUUUGCUUCCAUGCGGCCUUCAUGCUGUUCUGCAUCAGCAUCACCCGCUACAUGGCCAUCGCCCACCACCGCUUCUAUGCCAAGCGCAUGACACUCUGGACAUGCGCAGCUGUCAUCUGCAUGGCCUGGACCUUGUCUGUGGCCAUGGCUUUCCCACCUGUCUUUGAUGUGGGCACCUACAAGUUUAUCCGAGAGGAAGACCAGUGCAUCUUUGAGCAUCGCUACUUCAAAGCAAAUGACACACUGGGCUUUAUGCUUAUGUUGGCCGUGCUCAUGGCAGCCACACAUGCUGUCUAUGGCAAGCUGCUACUCUUCGAGUAUCGUCACCGCAAGAUGAAGCCAGUGCAGAUGGUGCCAGCCAUCAGCCAAAACUGGACAUUCCAUGGCCCUGGGGCUACUGGCCAGGCUGCUGCCAACUGGAUCGCUGGCUUUGGCCGUGGGCCCAUGCCACCAACUCUGCUGGGUAUCCGGCAGAAUGGGCAUGCAGCUAGCCGGCGGCUACUGGGCAUGGACGAGGUCAAGGGUGAAAAGCAGUUGGGCCGAAUGUUCUACGCGAUUACACUGCUCUUUCUGCUCCUCUGGUCGCCAUACAUCGUGGCCUGCUACUGGCGAGUGUUUGUGAAAGCCUGCACUGUGCCCCACCGCUACCUGGCCACUGCUGUUUGGAUGAGCUUCGCCCAGGCUGCCGUCAACCCAAUUGUCUGCUUCCUGCUUAACAAGGACCUCAAGAAGUGCCUGAGGACUCAUGCCCCUUGCUGGGGCACAGGAGGUGCCCCAGCUCCCAGGGAACCCUACUGUGUCAUGUGA
This is a messenger RNA of Arvicola amphibius (Eurasian water vole), 1122 nucleotides long. RefSeq names its product G protein-coupled receptor 173 (gene Gpr173). The record is from RefSeq and is a predicted model, not a curated record. Gene Ontology annotation, molecular function: G protein-coupled receptor activity. NCBI's taxonomy places the organism in Eukaryota, Metazoa, Chordata, Mammalia, Rodentia, Cricetidae. Gene Ontology annotation, cellular component: plasma membrane. Gene Ontology annotation, biological process: G protein-coupled receptor signaling pathway. Bases 1 to 1122 code for a protein of 373 amino acids. The transcript has a single exon.